Pygocentrus nattereri (red-bellied piranha) is the source of this 1387-nucleotide messenger RNA. It is a transcript of the gene tmem38b, whose product is annotated as transmembrane protein 38B. The coding region runs from base 214 to 951 and encodes 245 amino acids. Gene Ontology annotation, molecular function: potassium channel activity; identical protein binding. Lineage: Eukaryota; Metazoa; Chordata; Actinopteri; Characiformes; Serrasalmidae. Gene Ontology annotation, cellular component: membrane. The transcript is spliced from 7 exons. Gene Ontology annotation, biological process: potassium ion transmembrane transport. The record is from RefSeq and is a predicted model, not a curated record.
AGCAGCCGGGGGGAUGGACCUGCUCGGCUUGGGGGCUGUGAAGCAGCUCGCAGAGGGCCUGGCCGGCCUGCCCAUGUUUCCUUACUUCGACACGGCGCACUACAUCGUGUCUGUGAUGGCUUUACGGGAGCAGCCAGGUCUCUGUAAGUCUUCCAGUAGACAGGAGCGUUGGAGGUGUCUCGGAGGAGCCCGUUCGCGUGCUGGUUCAGCUCCAUGCUAUACUGUUUUGGAGGAGCUGUGCUGUCCGGCAUCAUCAUGGCAGAGGCCCCGGUCGCCCCGCUGGCCAACAGCACCAAUGUCCUGCUUGCCUCGCUAAUGUGGUAUCUGGUGUUCUACAGUCCACUGGAUGCCUUGUACUCAUGUGCCACAGUUUUGCCGGUGCGGCUGGUCCUGACGGGUAUGAAGGAAGUGACGCGCACCUGGAAGGUUCUGAGUGGCGUCGUCCAGGCCAGCAAGAAAUACCAAGAUGGGCUGUUUGUCAUGAUCGCAGUGGGCUGGGCUAAAGGUGCUGGUGGUGGUCUUAUAAGCAAUUUUGAGCAGCUGGUUCGAGGCGUCUGGAAACCGGAGACCAACGAGCUGCUGAAGAUGUCAUACCCAACGAAGGUGACUCUGAUCGGAGCGGUGCUGUUCUCCCUGCAGCAGUGUCGCUACCUCCCCCUGCAGACGCCCGAACUCAUGCUCCUCUACACUGUCUUCAUUGUCGUCAACAAGACACGGAUGAUGCUGAUGGGUUCCUCCUCAUCACCCUUCGCUCCGGUGGAAUCAGCCCUCUACCAGACCUUGUUCGCUCGACCCCUGACCUACGCUCCCCUGACCAAUCAGAGCCACACUCCAACUCAGACCCCUUCCUGUCCCGCCCGCCCGGAGAGCAAAGAUGCAAGUGUCCUCAACGGCUCAUCCCAAACUGAAGAGGCACAGGACCACAGCAAGAACUCCAAAAAGACCAACUAGUGCCCACUUCCCUCUGGGCUCUCUCUCCACUGUGAUUCUCUCUCUACGACACUUUCAGCAGGUGGAGUAAAGCAUUAGAAUUACUCCCUCAUGUAGCUCCGUACCUUCUCGCUCUUAAUGUGUUGCCAGCACUUUCGCAACAUUACAGCUGAAUCUUUAAUGAAGUGUUUGAAGACAGCGCUUCAAAAGUCUCUUUCAGGACGUUUUUAUCUCUACACUUGGUUUGGAUCUGUAUAUAUUUCUUAAUCUGAAAUAAUUCUGAUUUUACAAAGACAAAUCUAUAAUUGUGAUUAUAUUUUAUAUUAUUUAUAUAAAAAAAACUCACUUAAGAAUGUAAUGAUUUUAAGUACUAUAUUUGCUGUACUUUGCAUUGUUUCCAGUAUGAAUGAAAUUGUAAUGAAAAUAUAUAUAAAAAAAUAAAAUUGUUUGCACUGUU